Messenger RNA from Chinchilla lanigera (long-tailed chinchilla), 948 nucleotides. RefSeq names its product olfactory receptor 2B6-like. Gene Ontology annotation, molecular function: olfactory receptor activity; G protein-coupled receptor activity. Gene Ontology annotation, biological process: G protein-coupled receptor signaling pathway. The record is from RefSeq and is a predicted model, not a curated record. Gene Ontology annotation, cellular component: membrane. The coding region runs from base 1 to 948 and encodes 315 amino acids. The transcript has 2 exons. NCBI's taxonomy places the organism in Eukaryota, Metazoa, Chordata, Mammalia, Rodentia, Chinchillidae.
AUGAAUUGUGUAAAUGAGAGCACCAUAGAGGAGUUCAUUCUCUUGAGUUUCUCAGAUCAACCACGGCUGGAGUUCCCGCUCUUUGUGGUCUUCUUGGUUUCCUAUAUCUUGACCAUCUUGGGGAAUCUGUCCAUUAUGCUAGUAUCAUACCUAGACUCCAAACUCCAUACCCCCAUGUAUUUCUUUCUUACCAACCUGUCACUGCUGGACCUUUGCUACACCACAUGCACAGUUCCACAGCUGCUGGUGAAUUUGCACAGCCUUAGGAAAGUCAUCAGUUAUGGGGGCUGUGUGGCCCAGUUGUUCAUGUUUCUGGCCUUGGGGACAACUGAGUGUGUCCUGCUGGCAGUCAUGUCCUUCGACAGGUUCGUGGCCAUCUGCCGGCCUCUGCACUACUCGGUCAUCAUGCACCAGAGGCUCUGCCUGCAGCUGGCUCUGGCGGCUGCCUCCUGGCUCAGCGGCUUCAGCAACUCAGUGUGGCUGUCCACACUCACACUCCAGCUGCCACUCUGUGGCCCCUAUGUAAUAGAUCACUUUCUCUGUGAGGUCCCCGCCCUACUCAAAUUGUCCUGUGUGGACACCACAGCCAGUGAGGCCGAGCUCUUCUUUGUGAGUGUGCUCUUUCAUCUGAUACCCAUGAUGCUCAUCCUUGUAUCAUACGCUUUUAUUGCCCAAGAAAUCCUGAAAAUCCAGUCUGCUGAAGGCCGACAGAAAGCAUUUGGGACAUGUGGCUCCCACCUAAUAGUGGUGAUACUUUUUUAUGGUACCGCCAUCUCCAUGUACCUGCAGCCACCUUCACCUAGCUCCAAAGACCGGGGGAAAAUGGUUUCCCUCUUCUAUGGAAUCAUUGCACCAAUGCUGAACCCCCUUAUAUAUACACUUCGGAACACAGAAAUAAAAGAAGCCUUUAAAAGGUUGAUUGCAAGAGUCUUCUUAAUCAAGAAAUAA